Molecule: messenger RNA, 708 nt
Organism: Cajanus cajan (pigeon pea)
Lineage: Eukaryota; Viridiplantae; Streptophyta; Magnoliopsida; Fabales; Fabaceae
Product: leucine-rich repeat receptor-like protein kinase PXC1
Biological process (GO): protein phosphorylation
Molecular function (GO): protein kinase activity; ATP binding
Source: RefSeq, a predicted model, not a curated record
AUGCUCGGAAAGGGAAGCUUGGGAACGAUUUAUAGAGCAGUGUUGGACGACGGUUGCACCGUGGUUGUGAAGAAACUGAAAGACGCUAACCCCUGCGAAGGGAAUGAGUUUGAACAGUAUAUGGACGUUGUAGGGAAGCUGAAACACCCCAACAUUGUGAGGCUGAGAGCUUAUUAUUACGCGAAGGAAGAAAAACUUCUGGUGUAUGAUUAUCUCCCCAAUGGAAGCUUGCAUAACCUUCUCCAUGGGAAUAGGGGACCAGGGAGGAUCCCAUUGGAUUGGACGAAAAGAAUAAGCUUGGUGUUAGGAACGGCGAAAGGAUUGGCUCGAAUUCAUGCGGAGUACAACACAUCCAAGAUACCUCACAAGAACGUGAAAGCUUCAAACGUGCUUCUGGACAAGAAUAAGGUUGCUUGCGUUUUAGACAUUGGGCUAUUGUUGUUGUUGAAUCUCGUUUACGCGAUAGCCAGGUUGGGGGCAUCGGAGCAGGUGGAGGUGAAGAGGCUUUCACAGGAGGCUGAUGUGUACACGUUUGGGGUGUUGGUGUUGGAGGUUGCGAUGGGGAGCGCCGUUGGAGCAGGGUGGCAUGGAUCUUCCAACGUGGGUGAGGUUAGUGCGGUGAAGGAGGAGGUGUUCGAUGAGGAGCUGCUGAGGUACAAGAAUAUCAAGGAGGAAUUGGUGGCAAUGGAUCUUCCAACCGUUCAAUGA